This is a messenger RNA of Heterobasidion irregulare TC 32-1, 507 nucleotides long. RefSeq lists its product as uncharacterized. The record is from RefSeq and is a predicted model, not a curated record. Bases 1 to 507 code for a protein of 168 amino acids. Lineage: Eukaryota; Fungi; Basidiomycota; Agaricomycetes; Russulales; Bondarzewiaceae. The transcript has 5 exons. Gene Ontology annotation, molecular function: fatty acyl-CoA hydrolase activity.
AUGGGCAAGGACGCAGCAUGGAUCUACAGCCUCCCCAAGUCAGCUCACAUAGAUCCCACUCAGAUCCAAGGAAACCUCUCUCCGGAACAGAAACAACUUCAAGCCAACAUCUUCACUUUCUUCAUUGAUGGUGCGGGCGCGGCAGCUUCAGGCUAUGGCGCUAGUCUGGGUAAACGGGUUAAUUAUGUUUCCAUGAAUAUUGAGAAGGUCGAAGGGCGAGGGUUCCAAGCGGAGGGCGUCUGUGAAGUCACUGUUACAGAAGACAUGGUCAACGUCUUCAAGGUGCUUCAUGGCGGAUGCUCGGCCUAUCUGAUAGACCUUUGUUCGUCCGCUCCCUUGAUCAGCCUCGGCAUCUACGAGGGAAAUGAUAUGUCCGGCGUCUCGCAGUCGAUGAACAUCAUUUAUCACAGCUCCGCAAAAUUAGGCUCGGAGCUGCGUAUCAUCUCUAACAGUAUCAGCAAUCAGGGUAAGAUUAGGGCUGCACGCUGUGAGAUAUACGUGAGCUGA